Python bivittatus (Burmese python) is the source of this 3278-nucleotide messenger RNA. RefSeq names its product leucine rich repeats and IQ motif containing 3 (gene LRRIQ3). Gene Ontology annotation, molecular function: protein binding. The record is from RefSeq and is a predicted model, not a curated record. Lineage: Eukaryota; Metazoa; Chordata; Lepidosauria; Squamata; Pythonidae.
UCGGCAACCCGGAGGCGUCCCUUGAGUCUGGUCCGCUUUCUGUCCCUCGGGAAGGAGGGCGACGGGCCGCUUAGGUUGGGCAGGAGCCGUUUUUCCACAGGCAUAAUCUUUUUCCAGCAAAACAAGUUUUUUAUGCUCUUCUCUGAAGAACCAGAGAAAAGGUGACCAGGAAGCACAUUCUGCCUAGGCUUCUUGUUCUUCAGGCCCUCUUUCACUCUUACCAGAGAUUGCUGGAACAAUGCUGAUCCAUGAAGGCUUCCAUGGGUUCCUGUCUUGGAGGUCCUAGCUGACAAGACUUGUCCUCGGGAUUUUACAUGAUUUGACUUUGGAUUCUCCCUCUUUAUUGGUUGCUGUUCCUUUCAACACUGUCUGCCCAAUCUCUCAUGGAUAAACCAUAACAGAGAUAACUAUGGAGGAGGAAUUUUUAGAAUACCUUGUCUGUGCUUCUGAAAAACUACUACUUGAAUAUGGCCGAACUGCUGAUGAAAGUGAUGCAAAGAAGCUGCGAGAUCUUGUUAUGGUUAGGCUACGUGCACAGUACCUAAAUGAUUUGAGAAGAAUGCCGUAUUGUGCUUCACUCAAAAUAUGUGAUUUGUCUUGUAACUUCCUUACAAAUAUUGAUGCACUUGAAUAUUGCAUUAAUUUAAUUAAAUUGGAUCUCCAUAGUAAUCAGCUAGAAGUACUUCCUGGUCCAGUGUUUUGGGGAAACAUGAAGAAUUUAAAAUUAUUGUAUCUACAUGAUAACGGAAUUUCAACAUUGGAAAACGUGCACUCAUUAUCCUUUUGCCCUAAUCUUAUUGCACUGACCUUAUUUAACACUCCACUGUGCUUGAAAAUUGCCUAUAGGCACAUUGUUGUUAACAGCAUUUUUUCACUCAAGGCAUUAGACUACUAUGUCAUUUCUGAUGAAGAAAUAACCGAAGGUUGGAGACUACCUGAAAAAUACAAACCAUUUACUCUGGACUUUUUUGUUGACUUUUGCCCUCUUUCUGGAAAGGAUACUACAUUUCAGGAAGAAAUGAAAACAGUAAGAAAUAUAAUUUCCAAGAUCAAUCAGGUUCUAGUUCAUCAUUCUCCAAUCUUGAUUAUUCAGAGGUGGAUCAGAGGACAUUUAAUUAGAAAAACAUUGUGCCUGAGUCCUGUAUGUGAAGUUCUGCGGUAUAACCGUUACAUCAGAGGUGGAAAAAAGCAACACGUAGCUUCCAUGAGUAGCUCUGUCUCUGAUAGUGUUAAGCUUGAACAGCAUACAAAACUUAAGAAAGGUACACCUGGAAUCCAAAUUAUAGAUAUGAACAAUCUUAAAGAAUUUCAUUUGACUUUAAGAAGAUUAAAACAUCCUGUUAUCUCAACCAUACUCAAACUGGAAGAAAAGAAAAAGAUUAAACAGAAGAAAUCAAGGUCAACAGGGAAGGAUUUCAUAGAGGGAGAAAAAACUGAAAUGGAAAGUAAGGAGAUGGCAACUACGUUUAGACUUUCAGGAUCUAAAAUGCCUUUUUAUUCACUGAAUGAACAACUGAAAAUAUAUGAAGAGAGACAGAAAGAUUUUUUUGAUAUUGCUCAUGACAUGCGUAACAUCACAUAUCCUAUACCACAAACUUUGCCAAUGCAUGAUCCUGGCAGCAUUGAAAGGAGAGUCUUUGCUAAAGCAUACGGAACUGUAAGACUUCACCCCUUACAUGCCAUUGAAAAAGCAUAUUGGGAAAGUCAGAAAUUGGAUCUGCAAGCUAAGAAGGAGCGAGAUGUUAUGCGGAUGUUGAUUGCUAAAAGUGAAGCUAAAGAAUAUAUCCGUCAGUUACAUGAGGGAAAAAUAGAGCAUAUUCAGAAGAAUUAUGAAGAGAAAAAGAUGAAGAUUGCAGAUCAUUUUAAAGAGUCCAAAAAAAGAAAAUCCAAGUUGUUUAUUAAGAUGAAAAAAAAAUAUAAUAAAUUUUUAGAAAAGAAGGAAGGAAAGACAAUAGAAAACUCAUUCAUUCAGCGCUUUAGCACUCAGCAUACUUCUUUGACUAGAGGUUUAUUAAAACUUGAUGGGUGGAGAAAAAGCCUGGAAGACCAAAAUGAAAAAAAAAAAGUUUUUCAAGAAAUUGUACAAGAACAAAAACAGCGAAAAGAGGUGUAUAAACAUUUUCAGGAGGAAAGGCAACACAUGUUACAAAGACAAAACAUGCAUGAGAAAACAUUUAGGAAAUAUGUGACGCGUGUAAUGGCAAGGGAGAGAUUUGAGCAAUCCAAGGCAAAACUUAAAGCCACGAAGGAACCCUGCAUGAAAGAAUUAUAUACAUUACCUCUCAUUGGCAGUUCUGGCACUGCAGUGCCUAUUGCAGAGUAUGAUGGUUAAGAAGAUUGCAACAGUCUACGAGCUUAUGCUACUUCAGCUGUGUAUUUCUUACAUGGAAAUAGCUUCCGAGCAAAGCCCUGUGCACAUUAAAAGGAACUGGCCACAAAUUGGAGCUUCCUGCUACAAUCACAUAACACAAAAUAGGCAUGUGGGUGCACAACACAUAACAAUGUACAUCUAUUCCCUACACAAAAGCAGUACAUACUUUAGAAAAUAUGCCCUGCGGAAAUUGAAGCAAGUGCUCUGGCUGCCAGGAAGUCAAGAAUAAAUGUUUAAAAUUCCCGGCCUCUGCAAAUAUAGUGUAACAAACAGAUGUGAACCUCUUAGAUCACGAUCACUUCAGAAUCAAAUCUAUGGGCUAAUAAACAAUGAAAAUCUAAGGUUCGCCUCAUAAGAUUGGCUUCCCUACAGUCAAAGCACAGUUAUUAAUAGUGUUAUACUGCUGACAGUAGUUUUAUUUUUGUUCAUAGUAGUCUUUCAGUCCACGCUUUUUUUUUUUUUUUAGGUGAAUGGAACCAAUAAUAUUAUAUAGUUCAUGGUAGAUAAGCCAGGAUUUCAUGUCUGAACUCUGGGAUAUAUUAGGAAUGAAUUGGCUUUUUUCCAUUGCUGAAUCUGGAUAUUUUAUCCAAACUUUUUCCCUCCAAAAUCUAAUUUUGGCUUUUCAUCCUGAGAAGUAAACUGUUAUAACAGUUAUUGAAAACAGUUGAAAAGCAAAAUAACAAUCCCCAGAUUAUUCUUUGGGUAGAAAAUCAGCUAAAUUGUUUUCAACAAUGAAUGUUCUGGCUUAUUUUGGGGAGGCAGCAGGGCUGUUUACCAUGCAGUUUGACACCUGUUCUUAGAAACACUGCUCAGAAACUAUUGCUAGCAUUAGUGCUGUGUCCUUGGUCACAUAACCUAGGACAGUGUUGUCCAAACUUGGCCACUUUAAGAUGAGCUGGCUGGGGAA